Molecule: messenger RNA, 1289 nt
Organism: Phycomyces blakesleeanus NRRL 1555(-)
Lineage: Eukaryota; Fungi; Mucoromycota; Mucoromycetes; Mucorales; Phycomycetaceae
Exons: 5
Coding region: 59-1231 (390 amino acids)
Source: RefSeq, a predicted model, not a curated record
GUUUAAAUUAUACCAAAUUCUCUUUUAUACAUAUACUUAUAUACUUACACUUAUCUAAAUGGGAUUUCUAUCAAGCAAGAAGCGCUCUCGAGUAAAUUUGAAAGUAGAUGAAAGUAAAGAUAGUACCCAUUCUCGAUCCAGUUCACCUACGCCUUCUACUCGGUCUCUUUCACCCAAUCCAUCAAUGCACUACCGUACAACCCACACCUUGAUUGUUGGACAAAUUUAUAAUGAUAUUAUUCUUCAUGUGAGCCACUUUCCCGCCGAAGAUACAAAGCUGCGAGCAAGUUCUACCGAGCAAAGAAUCGGCGGAAAUUGUGUCAAUACGUGUCGUGUUCUUACUCAAUUUCCAAAAACUCAUGUUUGGUGCAUGUCGGCGAUUGGCAGCAAAGAGUCCUCGGCUGGGCUUCUUUCUGAACUGGAGUCAAAUGGAAUUAAGAUGACAACAUGUCUGUACCGUCAGUCAAGUAUGCCAUCAUCCUACAUCAUCCACAAUGAGGCAUCAGGAUCAAGAACUAUUAUUUCGUGCAACAAUACGCUUGAAAUCACGUUGGAUGAAUUUAUACGCAAGAUUGAGAUGACUAGCCUCACAAAAUCGAUUCAAUUCGAUUUUAACGCGGCACCAUUUACAUGGGUCCACUUUGAAGGCAGAAAUAUCAGUGAGGCCCUUUUGCAGAUUCGAUGGUUGGAGACAAAAGGUCAAAAAGAAAAUUGGCGUUCAAAGAUGACAAUAUCAGUUGAGCUUGAAAAGCCUGACCGGCAAGACAUUGAUCUGCUCAUGUCAAAUGGUGAUGUUGUAUUUUUCUCAAAGAUAUUUGCGCAAGCAAGAGGCUUCAAUAAUGCAAACGAUUUUCUCGAAGCCGUGAAACCAGACUGCAAACCAGAGUCAACUCUAUUCUGUACUUGGGGUGAAUAUGGUGCUGCCUGCCUAGAAGGAAAAACAGGUCAUGUUGAGCAGGUUAAGGCUAUUAAAGCGGACAGCGUGGUGGACUCGGUUGGUGCAGGAGAUACUUUUAUUGCCAGUGUCAUAUAUUGUCUUGGUCAGGGAUUAUCAGCCACAAUUGCUCUGAGAGUUGCUUGCGAAACUGCCACUCAAAAAGUAUCCCAACUAGGAUUUGAUAAUCUUGGUGGUCGUAUUGAUCCAUUAUACCUCGAUAAAAUCAAUGUAAUCAAACCAAAGGCAUCGAACGAUGGACGUUGGCUAAGCGCAGAUAGUUACAGAGUUCUUUAAUAUAAGUUUAUUGGUAUUACAAUAUCGUAAAUGCCUGUAAAAAUAAUAAUUUAAUAUG